Calliphora vicina (urban bluebottle blowfly) is the source of this 1507-nucleotide messenger RNA. RefSeq names its product rdgBbeta (gene rdgBbeta). The transcript is spliced from 7 exons. Lineage: Eukaryota; Metazoa; Arthropoda; Insecta; Diptera; Calliphoridae. Gene Ontology annotation, cellular component: cytoplasm. Gene Ontology annotation, molecular function: phosphatidylinositol transfer activity; phosphatidylinositol binding. The coding region runs from base 120 to 995 and encodes 291 amino acids. The record is from RefSeq and is a predicted model, not a curated record. Gene Ontology annotation, biological process: phospholipid transport.
UAUUAUUUUUCUUCAACACAACAACGUUAGGUCCAGAAAUCUUCUUUUGUGUAAUUCUUGCCCUCCAAAUUUCAGUGCAUUUCGUUAUUUAUUAAACCGUAAAUAUUUCCUAAAUUAUCAUGGUUUUAACAAAAGAAUAUCGCAUUUGUAUGCCAUUGUCUUGCGAAGAGUAUCAAGUUGGUCAAUUGUAUAUGAUUGCCCGCCAUAGUUUGGAACAGUCUGGAGAUGGUGAGGGAGUAGAAAUUGUUACCAACGAACCGUGUGAAGAUCCAGAACAUGGUAAAGGACAGUUUACCGAAAAGCGUAUACAUUUGUCAAGCCGCUUGCCAUAUUGGAUACAAGCCAUAUGUCCACGUGUAUUUUACGUCACCGAAAAAUCAUGGAAUUUCUUUCCCUUUACAAAAACAGAAUACACAUGUUCCUUUGUACCCAAAUUAAAUGUAUCUAUACAAACGAAAUAUGAGGAUAAUAAUGGAAAUUCAGAAAAUUGUUUAAAUUUAACUGAGGAACAGUUAAAACAGCGUAUUGUUGAUACUGUAGACAUAGCGUUUGAUGAAUUGCCCAAUAAUAAACACUAUAAAAAGGAAGAGGAUCCCAAAUUUUUUAAGUCCGAAAAAACCAAUCGCGGUCUUUUGGUGGAGGGUUGGCGUGAUUGUGACAAACCCAUUAUGUGUUCCUAUAAAUUAGUGGAUGCUUCCUUUGAAGUCUGGGGCCUGCAAACAAAAGUGGAGGACUUUAUACAACGCUCCAUUAGAGAUGUUUUAUUAUUGGGCCAUCGGCAGGCUUUUGCCUGGAUCGAUGAGUGGUAUGGCAUGACUUUGGAAGAUGUGCGUGAAUAUGAACGCAAAAUCCAAGAAGAAACUAAUAGAAAACUAAAUCAAGCCAAUGGCAAUGACACAGAAGAUAACAAAGUAGCAGAAGAAAAUCAACAAAAUGAAGAAGAAAGUGUAGAAGAGAAAAAAGACAAACUAAAUGAUAUUGAUAAUAUAGAUUAGAUAGUUGUGAGUUAAGAAAACUGCAAAAAAAAGAAAAUUAUAUAUAUAAAUGCCCAAAGAUAGCUUGCUAAAUUGUGCUACAAAACACCUUAACAAUUAAAACGAACCUCUACAGAGUCCAUGAUAGACAUACUCAGGUAUUCCUUAAGAAUAACAAUAAUGAAAUUAUUUAAAGCAGCUUUGUUUAUUGUGCGUAGGAUUUUUUUUUAUUAAAUAGAGCACAAAGUAUAUACGUAAUUGUUUGGUAAACAAAUUAAACUGCCUUAUUGUCAUUAUAAUGAUUUGGUGGUUUAGUUGUUCCUUUAUUCUCUAAAAGUUUCCUAUUUUAUUGUUUAGUUUUAUUGAUUUUUUUUAUUAUUAAAUUAAAUUAUAGUAGUUUAUUUAAAAGGUAUUUGUAAAAAUUAUAUAUAUAUAUCUAUAUACAUACAUUUAAUGUACAAAAGCCACAAAUUUACUUAAAAUAAAAGAAAUAUUUAUGAAUAUUUAAAAGAAAAAUAAUACUUAAAAACAAA